CCAAACAGUUUCCUUGCUUUCCUGGGUUAAUCAUGGCAACAGCCGGCGCUUCGCUGGAAAUGCAGGCAGCCAAAGCGAAAAACAGACUGCAGAAGCCGAUGGUGGAGAAGCUGCGCCGCGACCGCAUCAACGGCAGCAUCGAGCAACUGAAACUGCUGCUGGAGGAGGAAUUCCAGAGACACCAGCCCAGCUCCAAGCUGGAGAAGGCUGACGUCCUGGAGAUGACUGUCAGCUACCUAAGAUAUAGCCAAAGUAAGUGCCAGUCUUGUUUAUUUAUAACUCAGGAUUACAGCAAAGGCUAUUCCUCCUGCCUGAAGGAAACUCUGCAGUUCCUGACCAUCCACUCAACAAACUCCGAAACCCAGAGCAAGCUCUUAAGUCACUUCCAGAAGCCUUGGGAGGUGGCUACCAAGGACACCCCUCCUCUUUCUACCCCCGCUCUGCUUCAGAAGGGGUCACCCCAAGGCACCAUCUCAAAACCAGCCUACAAAUUGUGGAGGCCUUGGUAGGAGAGAGCUCUUGUUCUCAACAUGUGUUUUAAGACAUCCAGGAGGAGUUGGCAAUUUGCCAUACAAAUCCUGCACCGCU
Messenger RNA from Lacerta agilis (Sand lizard), 588 nucleotides. It is a transcript of the gene HES5, whose product is annotated as hes family bHLH transcription factor 5. The coding region runs from base 33 to 509 and encodes 158 amino acids. The transcript has 3 exons. Gene Ontology annotation, biological process: anterior/posterior pattern specification; regulation of transcription by RNA polymerase II; regulation of neurogenesis. Gene Ontology annotation, cellular component: nucleus. The record is from RefSeq and is a predicted model, not a curated record. Lineage: Eukaryota; Metazoa; Chordata; Lepidosauria; Squamata; Lacertidae. Gene Ontology annotation, molecular function: RNA polymerase II cis-regulatory region sequence-specific DNA binding; DNA-binding transcription factor activity, RNA polymerase II-specific; protein dimerization activity.